UUCAUGUAAGCAAGAAAAUCCAAGGUAUCGAGAAUGAAAUCCGGCAUAUGAAAACAAAUUUGGAUGAACUGAGAAGACUUCAGGGGCAAAUUAGAACCAAAGCAACAGAGAGAAGUACAUUAUUUACACUUCAGCAGCAGCAGUAUGCUGCACUUUCUGAGGAAAAUGAAGAUACUGAUGAGGAACUAAUGGAAUGGAAAACAAAAUUUGAAGAAAGGAUUGCAAUACUAGAAACAAAAAUCAGUAAACUAGGUAGAGAGAUGGAUGAUGAAGCAGCAACGAGCUCCUCACUGCCCCAGAUAAUCUCUGAAUUAACACAUGAAAUAGGAAAGCUCCAAGCAGAAGCUGAUGCUCACAUAUCUAUUAAGCAGGAACGAGACUCAGACAUCAAAAGGAUAUUCACCAAACAUAAUUUUGGGCCAGUUCCAAAAUUUCUAUGGAGUUUGGCCACAUUGCGAGCUUGCUUUAUUCUGCAUUGUUUUUAGUUUACAGUUUUAUUUCUUUUCGCUCGUCAUCUCAGUGGCUGGAUGCAUGAGUGCAUGUCAUGUUCCAAAUGAUUUUUACCAACUGUUAUGUAUUUUAUUAAAAGUGUCUGCCCUGUAUGUGCAAGUGUUUCAUCACUGAAGGUAUGCACUAAAUAUGUCUGUAUCCUUUUCUUGAGCAGAAAUCCAAUGAAGACCAGUUAGAUGUUUUAUGGAAACACUAUCUUAAAGUAAAUGCUCGCUACUCUGAAAUUGAUGGCCAGAUACAGUCUAA
Panicum virgatum (switchgrass) is the source of this 756-nucleotide messenger RNA. Its product is annotated as DNA repair protein RAD50-like. Gene Ontology annotation, molecular function: G-quadruplex DNA binding; double-stranded telomeric DNA binding; single-stranded telomeric DNA binding. Gene Ontology annotation, cellular component: Mre11 complex; condensed nuclear chromosome. Gene Ontology annotation, biological process: telomere maintenance via telomerase; double-strand break repair; chromosome organization involved in meiotic cell cycle. NCBI's taxonomy places the organism in Eukaryota, Viridiplantae, Streptophyta, Magnoliopsida, Poales, Poaceae. The transcript has 3 exons. The record is from RefSeq and is a predicted model, not a curated record. The coding region runs from base 48 to 485 and encodes 145 amino acids.